AUGGCUAAAGCCAACAGCUUAUGUGAACGUACAUCUCCCAUCCCCCUGGGACCACCAAGUCUCUCCCUCCCAGGGUACCAGCCAGCCGCCCGCGUCUUCCAGUGUGCUACCUGCCGCUUCGUGGACUGCCAAUUUCCCCUGGACUGCCCAGUGCAGGACAUGUGGGCCCAUGCAGAUGAAGCCAUCACACUGCACUGCGAUGUGCCCUUUGCCACCCCCCCCAACCUGCCCAUUACCUGGAUGUUUGCCAAGGACCUGCACACACAGGAUCUGGCACUGUUUGAGGAGCUGCAGGAGAGUGUGGAGGGACCUCUCAGUCUGACCCUCCGGGACCCCACUCCAGGAACCAUCGCCUGUCACCUGGGGGUCCUUUCUGAGCCUUUGGUCCGCAAGUACUUCUACCUCAAUGUGUCAGAGGGAAGCGUGAAGGCAGAUCAGGGGCUCCAGGCUCGGUUCCGAGCUGUGCUGCGCUGGCCCCACGGCAGGACCCCUCUGCACCACAUUGCAUCACUGGGGCUGGGGCUGGGGCUGGCACUUGGCUCCAUGGCGCUCGUACUGCUGCUGAUAAGAAAGAAAGCCAAGAAGGGGGUAGGACCCACUCACCCCACCCACUGCAGAGGGCACUACAAAUGCCUCUAUGAGACCUGCCGCUCCACAGCUUUGCGCUCCAGUGGGCAUUACUGCUUGGACGUCAUGGGUUGGCCCAAGGACUGCAGCGAGAUCCCCACUGGCAGCCCCAGCGGCGUCUACAUUAUCCAGCCCACAGGACUGCACCCCAUCAUGGUGUACUGCGAAAUGAAUGUGACAGACGGGGGCUGGACGGUCAUCCAGAGGAACCGGCAGAGCACGGAGGUCACCUGGGCUGAGUCCUGGAGCACCUACAAGUACGGCUUUGGGAACGUGCACACCGAGUACUGGCUGGGCACUGAGUACAUCCAUCAGAUCUCCAGGCAGAAGGUCUACCAGGUCAGGUUUGUCAUCUGGGAUGCCACAGACGACAUCAAGUUUGCAGACUACAACCUCUUCAGUGUGGAAGAUGAGUCCCAUGGCUACCGGCUGAGGCUGGGAAUGUAUUCGGGGACAGCGGAGGAUGCCAUGGACUCAGACAAUCCCAGGAAUGUGCACAACAACAUGAAGUUCUCCACAAAGGAUUGGGAUCAGGACACUUACAGAGGGAACUGUGCCUCCCGCUCUGGCGGCGGGUGGUGGUACUCAGCGUGUUAUUCUGUACAACUGAACGUGAAGGGGGCCAUAACGUGGGGCAGCCUGUGCAACAGGAACUGCAAAGCUUCUGCCAUCCUCAUCAAACCAGCUCCAUACCACUAG
Charadrius vociferus (killdeer) is the source of this 1326-nucleotide messenger RNA. RefSeq lists its product as uncharacterized. The transcript has 7 exons. The coding region runs from base 1 to 1326 and encodes 441 amino acids. NCBI's taxonomy places the organism in Eukaryota, Metazoa, Chordata, Aves, Charadriiformes, Charadriidae. The record is from RefSeq and is a predicted model, not a curated record.